Molecule: messenger RNA, 743 nt
Organism: Paramacrobiotus metropolitanus
Lineage: Eukaryota; Metazoa; Tardigrada; Eutardigrada; Parachela; Macrobiotidae
Exons: 2
Coding region: 88-513 (141 amino acids)
Source: RefSeq, a predicted model, not a curated record
AAAAUAUCUACCAUUAAAACUGAAUUCGAUUUUUAACGGAUCAUAACAGAUUUCCCUUAGCCUUUGUUGGGUUCACUUUGUUAAAAAAUGCUGCGAAAGGUGCUUAUGCUGACCGUCACGAUUGCUUUGGUGGUGGCUGAACGUCCCGACGAGACGCCCAGCUCGCCGAAAGUGACGAUCAACGAUCACGACACCAGCGAUGCCGGCGAUUCCACAAUUACCGGGGCCCGCGUGGCGCUGAUUCCGGACGGAGAGUUUGUGACCGUUAAGUGCCAAAAGGGCAAAUCGGUAGCUGUGCAUGGCGCAUGGUACGUGCUGUUGAAUGAAGAUGGAGCCACAGAAACCGAUAACUGCAAGCACUCGGACGUCGACAACAAGAUCGGACUGUGUUUAAAGACCAAACCAAAUCAGCCGGGAUUCUGUAAACUCCAAGCUCGGGAUCCUUCGACUGAUCCGGCAUGCCAGAAACGCGGGCUGCAGAUUGUCUACAGCUGUGAACUGAUAGAAUCAUAAUAAUAUCUAUAUGAUGGUACGCUCGCGUUUUCAUGGUGGAACCUAGCUAGAGUAGCACAAGUCCCAAGAGGGAUGACACUGAACGCCCGUACACUGAACUUGAAGAGGACAAAGUAACAACAUUGUGAAUAUCUUUUGAAGUGAAAUCGGUUUAUUCCUGUUUCUUUUCUACUGCAAAAACUUUGCAUUUAUUGCAUUUCUGCGUGUCAUUCGUCUUGUAACUGUGUACG